CUUUUUUUACGUCUUGAUCCGAACCUCCUAUCUCAUUCCGUCUUCACAUAGCAAGCGUUUAAAACUUCAUAUGGGGUCUCUCAAAUCCACUUACGUGUUUAAAGGUUAAUAUUAAAUGCGUCUCGAGACAAAAAAAAUUGCCUUUAAUUAAGCAAUUGCGUAACGUAAUGAGAUAAUAAUUAAAGUUUUUGAAAAAGUUGUUAUCGCUUUAAAUUAUAAAUGUCGAUAAGUGACAAACAAUUUGUAUUUUAAAAAUUUCAAAACAGGCAAAUUUUUGAUUUACGCCCGCCCAAAGAAACUUAUCAGAAAGACUCUAAGCUAAUCAAUUUACUUAUCAAUUUACACUAAGAAACAAAAUUAUACAGUAGUAACUACAAUAUACUAUAUUAUAUAGUUAUUACAACUAUUUUUUAUUAGUUCUAUCCACCAUUAACUUAUUUACAAUAACUGCAAUAUAGUUCAAUUAACUAUAUUGCAAUUAUAAUGCAGUAACAUGUAUUAUAAUUCUAUUAACAAAACUUGUAUGGUUAUCUCCUCAUAAAUGUCACCGCUAUAAUUUUAUUUCUCAGUGUAGAUCGAUAAGUAUUAGCAGUCUUUCUGCUAAGCUACAAUUUUUUCUCUCAAUAUAGGUACAAUAUGGAAACUCGAUGGUCAACAGUUAACGUUUCGCCAACACGCAAAGUUCAUUCGAUUGUCACAAAGUGUUGUCCACCGAACGGUGGACAAACCUUCUCAAAUUUCUUUCUAGAAUCGCGAAACUAAUGAGAUUAUUCUGAUCCAAAGUAAUUAUGAAUCGAAGAGGAUAUUAUCAUAUAUCAAACUUGAAGCGGAGAAUGGCUUUCGCUUUUCGACGAGGGAUUAUAUUUGCCAAUAUAAUCCCUCGUCGAAAAGUGAAAGCAAUAUUUUAUGUUUUUCCUACAGCCUCUAUAGGGAGUUGCUUGGAUUGAAGAGUCAGUAAUUAUCCAAAACCAUCAACGAAUAAUUUUCGGCAGGACUUCGACCUGGAAAUCUCCCGUCUAACGACUAUUUUCGUGCUCAGCGGCUUCGAGGCCGGGGAUUUCGAUCGAAACCUUCCCUGUAGGCUUCGAACGAAGGAACACUACCUACCCAGAUCGUUCUCCCAUUGACCGUACGACCGCCGCACGGAACGCAAGCCAAUCGACUAUGUGCCUGACUUUUUAAGCCCCCGUUGAAUAAUCGAUUCAAAGUGAUAACAAUAAGAUUAAAAUAAAGUAAUAAAGUAAUAAAGUUUUAACGACAGAUAGAUACAGAGAAUUAUGGAGUCCUGCGGGAUGAGCUUUAUCAAGUAUAUCCUCUUUAUCUUCAAUUUAAUUUUCGCGAUAUCUGGCAUAGGUAUUAUUGCGACUGGCGCAUUGGUAUUAGCAGAUGUUGGUGAUUACAAUCACUUCGUCGAAGGCAGGAUAUUGGCACCGUCUAUAGUGCUUAUAGUUGCCGGCGCUAUUGUUUUCAUCAUAGCUUUUCUAGGAUGUUACGGAGCGAUAAAGGAGAAUUAUAACUUGCUAAUUGCGUUUGCAACCGCACUGUUAAUAAUCUUCGUGAUCGAGCUCGCGGUGGGUAUAGCGGCGGCAGUGUUUAAAAAUAAUUUUAGCAUGGUGAUGAAGGAUGCCCUGAAGGUAUCAAUGAAAAACUUUACGGAAGCCGACAAACAGGCCUGGGAUAAAGUACAGAAAGAGCUACAAUGUUGCGGCGUGGACGGUCCUAAAGAUUGGUUUAAUGGAAAUACAGGAUUUCCAUCGUCCUGUUGCAAUGAUACACAACUAACACAAGCGACGAAUGUACAAUGUGUAAUAUACAAUGCGCAUAAGGAAGGAUGCUUUAGCAAGAUGGAAAUGCGAGUUCAUAAUGACGCCACAGUCUUAAUCGGUGUGGGCAUUGGAAUAGCUUUUAUAGAGAUUGUCGGUAUCGUCCUUGCUUGUUGUCUCGCCGCGGCCAUAAAAAAAGAAACCAAUAAAUGAAACGAAGUAAAUUAAUUUAAUUCCAUGCUGCAUCAAGCUUCAAAAUUUGCUAUUCCGAAAUAAAAGUCAAAUAAUAAUUUAAUCGGCUUAAUAAUGACAGAGAUAAAAGAUUUAUAUUCGUCCAGUUAAAAGAUUUAUAUGCAAUUAACAAAGAGGUAAACCUCAUUAAUUAAUUUAUUAACUUUAUUUAUAAUAAUAUCACGCAUUGAUUUUCCACAAUGUUUUUUACAUUGCUUGCCUCAUAGCAGCACAGUAACGGACUAAUUCAACCUUCGAUAAUUACUUGUAUUUAUACUUAUUAUUUGUAUAUUUUAUAAUUAUAUCAUGCUUCUGCUCUUGUAUUAUGUAAUUAAUGGGUAUCUGCUGCGAAGUAAACUAGGGAGAUGUUUCCAGUACAGAUAAAAAAUAUUCUCAAUAUUAAUAAAUUAUUAAUAUUAAAAAAUAUUAAUGCUCUCUUUUUAAAUGUACAUGAUUGUGAAAAAAAUGGUUAUAUCAAUCAGAAAUAGGUAUGUAUGUACAAAAUUUGUAUUACACUGUACAAAAUUUUGAACAUACAUACCGAUCAACAUUUCUGAUUAUUCCGAUGUUUUAUAGUUAGAAUGUUUACUAUAUAACUGUAACUAUCUAUAGUAUAUCUGAUUUGUAUUUUUGUGGUUGACUUUACCAGAUUUCUAUUUUAUGCAAUGGAAUUUUUGUCUCGUACAUUAAAGAGAUUAUUUUACACUGUUAAAAAUCGGUAGUAGAAUUUAAUGUAAUGAAACGGAAAUGAAAAUUUCAAGCAAGUACAUUAAAAACAUUUAAUGUUAUCAAAAGUGUACUAAAUUUCGUGCACACGCUUUUCAUUUAUAAAUACAUUAAAUUUAAUAUGUAACUUAAAAAUACAUUAAAUUUAAUAACAUUUUUAAUAGUGUACUUGAAAAAAUCACGUUUCUCAGGAUGUUAGAAUUCGUAAUUAUAUAAAUAAAAUGUAUCGUAACCAUCAAAAAACAUAGAACAAUGAUGGAUAUAAUUUGUGUGUUGUGAUGAUAUUUAUAACAUAUUAUAUAUACGUACAGUUAAUAUUCUACAGUUAAUAUUCUA
Messenger RNA from Solenopsis invicta (red fire ant), 3056 nucleotides. RefSeq names its product CD63 antigen. NCBI's taxonomy places the organism in Eukaryota, Metazoa, Arthropoda, Insecta, Hymenoptera, Formicidae. Bases 1278 to 1976 code for a protein of 232 amino acids. Gene Ontology annotation, cellular component: membrane. The record is from RefSeq and is a predicted model, not a curated record. The transcript has 5 exons.